Molecule: messenger RNA, 1573 nt
Organism: Dalotia coriaria
Lineage: Eukaryota; Metazoa; Arthropoda; Insecta; Coleoptera; Staphylinidae
Gene: Ppox
Product: protoporphyrinogen oxidase
Exons: 1
Coding region: 97-1506 (469 amino acids)
Biological process (GO): porphyrin-containing compound biosynthetic process
Molecular function (GO): protoporphyrinogen oxidase activity, oxygen as acceptor
Source: RefSeq, a predicted model, not a curated record
CUUGUUAACUACAAUUUAAGGUUAGAUUCGUUUAAAAUUGAUGUUAUGAACAUUAAAAUUGUUCCAGGAAGUGAAUUAACUUAAGAUAUUUAAAAAAUGAGUACUACUAUCCUUGGAGGAGGUCUAGGAGGGCUUUCUGCAGCAUAUUACUUACUGAAGAAAGAUCCAAAAAGUGUAAUAACAUUAGUUGAAGCAUCAAACAGGGUUGGUGGAUGGAUUAAAUCCAACACACAGGAUGAUGGAGUGAUUUUUGAGCAAGGCCCACGUACAGUACGUCCUAAAGGACCACAAGGUGCAAAUACACUAGCAUUAAUUGAGGAACUUGACUUAUCUAGUCACAUCAAAGCAAUACCCACAUAUCAUCCAGCUGCUACCAAAAGAAUGAUAUAUGCCAACUCAAAACUGCAUUUAUUACCAGCCAGUUUCACAAGUCUCUUCAAAAAACAAACGCCGUUUUCAAAACCAUUAAUAUCUCUGUUGUUCAAAGAUGUUAUCACUGGUAAACCAGCAGUGGCAAUAAAAGAUGAAUCAAUUUAUGAUUUUGUUACAAGAAGAUUCGGUACAGAGGUCGGGGAUUAUUUAAUAUCACCGAUGAUUUGCGGAAUAUGCGGGGGUGACGCAAAGCAGAUAAGCGUCAAGUUUUUAAUGGAGGGUUUGUUUGAAAAGGAGCAGAAACAUGGGAGUAUUACAAGGGGUAUCAUUGCAAGUUGGCUUAAUAAAGAAGAAAAAAAGAACGAAAAUAAACCAAGGAAUGAUUUGUAUCAACGAUCAAUUAAUGAACGUUGGAAUGUUUAUACUUUUGAUAAUGGCAUUGAGAGUCUACCGAAAAGACUUGAAGAAGUUUGUCGCGCGAAUGGUACCCGGUUUGAAAUGGAUGCUAAGUGUACAGGGCUGGACUUUUCCGCGAAAAUCACAACAGAAUUAAGCAAUGGUAGAGUUUUGACAAGUGAUAAACUAAUAAGUUCAAUUUCCGCAGAGAAUUUAAGCGCGUUAUUAAUAAAUAAACAUCCCGACUUGGCAAAACUCCUUCAGCGCAUAAAAACGGUAACAUUGGCGGUUGUUAACUUACAAUUCAAUGAAAAGCUCCCGAUUGAAGACGGUUUUGGAUUCUUGGUGUGCCCGAAAGAAAACCGGCCGAUCCUAGGUGUGAUUUACGACAGUUGCUGUUUUUCUUACACCGAUAAGACUGUUCUGACUGUGAUGCUCGGCGGACACUGGUUCUACGAUCACUUCAAUGAUAAUACUUCAGAGGAAGAGUUUCUGCACGUAGCAUUAACGCAAGUCGCAGAUAUCUUAAAGAUUGAUCAACUUCCCGAUAAUUACAAAGUUAAUCUAUUGAAAAAUGCGAUUCCGCAGUAUACAGUAGGGCACAAGGAGAACCUCGAACUUAUUCAGCGGUAUAUCGAUGCGAAGCGCCUGAAAUUGCAUCUUUGCGGAAGUUCGUAUCAUGGUGUCGGUAUCAACGAUGUCAUUAUGUCGGCAAGAAACAUGGCGGAUGAAAUCUAAUUCAUAUUUAUAUUAUGUUUCAAUUAAGCGCUGCUUCUUUUCCUGUAAUAAAAACAAAACCAAGCGA